ACAAAUCACACCCCUCCUCAGGAGUCCUUCAGUCCUCACGUGCUGCCAGAAAGCAGAGCUUAAUUCAAGAUGAAAUUCGUGCUGCUUUUCGUCUGCAUCCUUGGGUUGGCCAUCUGCGCCCCUCCGCAGACGUACAUGGAGUUUGACAUCCAUUACGCUCCAGCUCAGGCAGCCCAGGCUAUACCUGCUGGAGCUCCAGUUGGAAGUUUGGAUGUUCUGCUCCCUGUUGAUGCCCACAGGCAGCCUGUUGCAGGAGCCGUCCGUGGUUUCAUCAAGCAGGAGAUCCUCCAGCCAAAUGGCAGAGACACCAAAGACGUGUACAUCCCAUUCGGUUUUGACCCCCCAGCUCCCGCUGCAGCUGCCCCCGUUGUCCCCGUUGCCCCUGCUGCUCCUGCUGCACCUGCUGCACCUGUUGUACCUGUCGUUGCUGUUGCUGCCCCCGCUGCCAAACCCACGGGUGAUGAUGACGAUGAGGAGGAUGACUAAAAACAUUGCAGUCAGCAGGAUCUGCACACAAAGGGGUGACCACAGGUGUGAGACCACUAGCCAACCCUCAUGAACAAUGACCAGCUAGCAAUGUUAUUUUCUACAUAAUGAAAAACUUGGUGCUAUGCGUUUUAGGAGAAAAGGAUGCUCUGCAGGUGGUGCUGUAUUUUCUUUUUCAUUUAGAAAAAGUGGAAACAAAGCUAAUUGUCUCAUGAUAAAACAGAGUGCUAUGCAGUGAAAUAUGAUUGCAUUCACCUACAUCCAAUAACACGUUUCUUCUGUCAAAGUAACUAUUUCUGUGCUUCAAGACAAAUAAAAAGAAUUACUCAUUAAA
Molecule: messenger RNA, 820 nt
Organism: Amphiprion ocellaris (clown anemonefish)
Lineage: Eukaryota; Metazoa; Chordata; Actinopteri; Pomacentridae
Gene: scpp7
Product: secretory calcium-binding phosphoprotein 7
Exons: 9
Coding region: 70-486 (138 amino acids)
Source: RefSeq, a predicted model, not a curated record